AGCGCGCCGUGCGCCCUGGGCUCCGCGCCGGCACACGCCUGGCGGCCGCGGUGGCGACACGAGCAGCGGCGGAGACGGGCGGGCGCCAGGAAUGCGGAACCCGCGCGCCGGCUGAGGCAGACCGGGAUGGCGCAGGGGCGGCGGCGGCAGGCGGCCGGCGUGGGGCCCUAGCACGGCGGAGCGCACGCCCGGCCCGGCCCCGCAGCGGCGGCGGCCUCGCGGCCAUGGCCACGGAGCGGCAGAGGGCCGUCCUGGAGCUGCUGCAGCGGCCCGGGAACGCGCACUGCGCGGACUGCGGCGCCCCGGGUCCCGACUGGGCCUCCUACACCCUGGGCGUGUUCAUCUGCCUCAGCUGCUCCGGCAUCCACCGCAACAUCCCCCAGGUCAGCAAGGUCAAGUCCGUCCGCCUGGACGCCUGGGAGGAGGCCCAAGUGGAGUUCAUGGCCGCCCACGGGAACGACGCUGCCAGGGCCACGUAUGAGUCCCAGGUGCCAUCCUUCUACUACCGGCCCACGCCCUCCGACUGCCACCUCCUGCGGGAGCAGUGGAUCCGGGCCAAGUACGAGCGCCAGGAGUUCACCGACCUGGACAGGCAGGAGCCGUACUCCGCAGGAUACCGAGAGGGCUUUCUCUGGAAGCGGGGCCGGGACAACGGGCAGUUCCUGAGCCGGAAGUUCGUGCUGACGGAGCGGGAGGGGGCCCUGAAGUACUUCAACAGAAACGACGCCAAGGAGCCCAAGGCCGUCAUGAAGGUGGAGCACCUGAACGCCACCUUCCAGCCGGCCAAGAUCGGCCACCCGCACGGCCUGCAGGUCACCUACCUGAAGGACAACAGCACCCGCAACAUCUUCGUCUACCAUGAGGACGGGAAGGAGACGGUGGACUGGUUCAACGCCCUCCGAGCCGCCCGCUUCCACUACCUGCAGGUGGCCUUCCCCGGGGCCAGCGACGCCGACCUGGUGCCCAAGCUGACCCGGAACUACCUGAAGGAGGGCUACAUGGAGAAGACGGGGCCCAAGCAGACGGAAGGCUUCCGGAAGCGCUGGUUCACCAUGGACGACCGCAGGCUCAUGUACUUCAAGGACCCCCUGGAUGCCUUCGCCCGGGGAGAGGUCUUCAUCGGCAGCAGGGAGAGCGGCUACACGGUGCUGGACAGGCUGCCCGCGACCACCCAGGGCCACCACUGGCCGCACGGCAUCACCAUCGUCACGCCGGAGCGCAGGUUCCUGCUGGCCUGCGAGACGGAGGCCGAGCAGCGGGCCUGGCUGGAGGCCUUCCGGAAGGUGGUGGACAGGCCCAUGCUGCCGCAGGAGUACGCAGUGGAAGCCCACUUCAAGCACAAGCCCUAGUGAGCGCCGGCCCCGGGGGCCCGAGGAGCGAGAACCCGGCGACGUGGCCGGGGCCGGGCAGCGGGGCCAGUGGACCGAGGAAGCCGCCGGCGGCGCCCGGGCAGCCCGGCUGCGGCGGGGACCUGAGCUGGAGCUGCGCA
Messenger RNA from Phyllostomus discolor (pale spear-nosed bat), 1489 nucleotides. RefSeq names its product ArfGAP with dual PH domains 1 (gene ADAP1). The transcript is spliced from 11 exons. The record is from RefSeq and is a predicted model, not a curated record. Gene Ontology annotation, molecular function: GTPase activator activity; phosphatidylinositol bisphosphate binding. Gene Ontology annotation, cellular component: intracellular membrane-bounded organelle; plasma membrane. NCBI's taxonomy places the organism in Eukaryota, Metazoa, Chordata, Mammalia, Chiroptera, Phyllostomidae. Bases 225 to 1349 code for a protein of 374 amino acids. Gene Ontology annotation, biological process: positive regulation of GTPase activity.